Messenger RNA from Triplophysa dalaica, 9140 nucleotides. RefSeq names its product mesothelin b (gene mslnb). The transcript is spliced from 73 exons. Gene Ontology annotation, cellular component: cell surface. NCBI's taxonomy places the organism in Eukaryota, Metazoa, Chordata, Actinopteri, Cypriniformes, Nemacheilidae. Bases 129 to 8480 code for a protein of 2783 amino acids. The record is from RefSeq and is a predicted model, not a curated record. Gene Ontology annotation, biological process: cell-matrix adhesion.
GGCUUCACUUCUGAGAAACUGGCGAAUCUUCUGACGUGUCAUCUCUCCAGCAACAGCAGCACUUCUCAAAAGAAAUCUGGAAACUUCUCUUCACCAAAACAAAUGAGAGUCUAGAUCAAGCGCUCAUCAUGUUCUCCAGCAGCGCACAGAAUCUGUCUCAGCCAAUCAGAAGCCAGUCUCUAUCACUGCUGCUGGAUGUGAUCGCUGAGCUGACGCUGGAGCGGUGGAGUGACGACCAGUGGAGCGAUGUGGAUUUCAUCGGCAUGAAGUUCGGUCAGAAUCUGAAGCUCUUUUUACCGUACGCAUCUUCAACUCUACUGAGCUGCGUCAGCGGCAAAAACCUCAGCUGUCAAACCUUCCAGCAACUUGUGCAGCAGUUCAAUCUUCAGCUUCAUAUGAUGAAUGAGACGCAGAGAAGAACGUUGGUGGACGUCUUCAUCUUACCCUUCCUCAGAAGGAACACCACAAAUGGAAGCUGUACGUUCACUUCUAGCAACAACACCGAGUGGAUACUGAAGAACUUUGGCCAGUUUGUUGAGUUGGUGUCUCUCAGAGAUCUGUUCUUCAUCCAUCCACUCUUUGAUCCCUUGGAGACGCUGGUGUAUCUCUCUCGAGUGCAGAAGGUUGAUUUAAUGGUGGAUGAUCUUCCUGGUCUUCCAGAGAAAAAUGAGAUCAUCAAUAAAGUGUUUGAUCAUCUGCUUGAGUCUCCUGUGGAGCGACGUCUUCCUGAAGUUCUUGAGUACCUCCUCGUACGCUUACGGACGACGUUUAUUCCCUGCAGCUCCUACACACUCAUUUUGAAGAGGUUGGUCCAGACUACGUCUUCUCUGCCAGUUGAGAUGGCGAAUCUGGUGCUUCAUGCAACUAAAGAUCUGCAGGAGAACGGAUCGAGAGGCUGUGAACCUCCUCAACCACCUGAACCACCAACAUGCUUAUUCACGUCAGUCAAUGCCACUAGAGUGUGUGAAGGAGUCACCAGCUUCAACAUCUCCGACAGCGUCUCAUGUGAUAUCAAUGUGGAGCAGUACGCUUGUUCUCCAUUGAGCGGCUUCACUUCUGAGAAACUGGCGAAUCUUCUGACGUGUCAUCUCUCCAGCAACAGCAGCACUUUCUCAAAAGAAAUCUGGAAACUUCUCUUCACCAAAACAAAUGAGAGUCUAGAUCAAGCGCUCAUCAUGUUCUCCAGCAGCGCACAGAAUCUGUCUCAGCCAAUCAGAAGCCAGUCUCUAUCACUGCUGCUGGAUGUGAUCGCUGAGCUGACGCUGGAGCGGUGGAGUGACGACCAGUGGAGCGAUGUGGAUUUCAUCGGCAUGAAGUUCGGUCAGAAUCUGAAGCUCUUUUUACCGUACGCAUCUUCAACUCUACUGAGCUGCGUCAGCGGCAAAAACCUCAGCUGUCAAACCUUCCAGCAACUUGUGCAGCAGUUCAAUCUUCAGCUUCAUAUGAUGAAUGAGACGCAGAGAAGAACGUUGGUGGACGUCUUCAUCUUACCCUUCCUCAGAAGGAACACCACAAAUGGAAGCUGUACGUUCACUUCUAGCAACAACACCGAGUGGAUACUGAAGAACUUUGGCCAGUUUGUUGAGUUGGUGUCUCUCAGAGAUCUGUUCUUCAUCCAUCCACUCUUUGAUCCCUUGGAGACGCUGGUGUAUCUCUCUCGAGUGCAGAAGGUUGAUUUAAUGGUGGAUGAUCUUCCUGGUCUUCCAGAGAAAAAUGAGAUCAUCAAUAAAGUGUUUGAUCAUCUGCUUGAGUCUCCUGUGGAGCGACGUCUUCCUGAAGUUCUUGAGUACCUCCUCGUACGCUUACGGACGACGUUUAUUCCCUGCAGCUCCUACACACUCAUUUUGAAGAGGUUGGUCCAGACUACGUCUUCUCUGCCAGUUGAGAUGGCGAAUCUGGUGCUUCAUGCAACUAAAGAUCUGCAGGAGAACGGAUCGAGAGGCUGUGAACCUCCUCAACCACCUGAACCACCAACAUGCUUAUUCACGUCAGUCAAUGCCACUAGAGUGUGUGAAGGAGUCACCAGCUUCAACAUCUCCGACAGCGUCUCAUGUGAUAUCAAUGUGGAGCAGUACGCUUGUUCUCCAUUGAGCGGCUUCACUUCUGAGAAACUGGCGAAUCUUCUGACGUGUCAUCUCUCCAGCAACAGCAGCACUUUCUCAAAAGAAAUCUGGAAACUUCUCUUCACCAAAACAAAUGAGAGUCUAGAUCAAGCGCUCAUCAUGUUCUCCAGCAGCGCACAGAAUCUGUCUCAGCCAAUCAGAAGCCAGUCUCUAUCACUGCUGCUGGAUGUGAUCGCUGAGCUGACGCUGGAGCGGUGGAGUGACGACCAGUGGAGCGAUGUGGAUUUCAUCGGCAUGAAGUUCGGUCAGAAUCUGAAGCUCUUUUUACCGUACGCAUCUUCAACUCUACUGAGCUGCGUCAGCGGCAAAAACCUCAGCUGUCAAACCUUCCAGCAACUUGUGCAGCAGUUCAAUCUUCAGCUUCAUAUGAUGAAUGAGACGCAGAGAAGAACGUUGGUGGACGUCUUCAUCUUACCCUUCCUCAGAAGGAACACCACAAAUGGAAGCUGUACGUUCACUUCUAGCAACAACACCGAGUGGAUACUGAAGAACUUUGGCCAGUUUGUUGAGUUGGUGUCUCUCAGAGAUCUGUUCUUCAUCCAUCCACUCUUUGAUCCCUUGGAGACGCUGGUGUAUCUCUCUCCAGUGCAGAAGGUUGAUUUAAUGGUGGAUGAUCUUCCUGGUCUUCCAGAGAAAAAUGAGAUCAUCAAUAAAGUGUUUGAUCAUCUGCUUGAGUCUCCUGUGGAGCGACAUCUUCCUAAAGUUCUCCAGCGGCUUUUUGCUUCUUCUUUUGUGAAUCCUCUGAGUUGUAAGUCAAACCAGAUCAUUUUCAGGAAACUCGAGCAGGUCUUGAGAACAUCAGCUGGUGAUUUGGAGUCGAUCAUCUGGAUAAGUCUUUAUAAAUUCAACAGCACAGCACCUGCAGGUUGCUCAUUACUGCCAUCUGUGGAUGAGUGCCCGCUGAUUCCAUUCAAUGAGGCUCAGGUGUGCAGUGGUGUGGACAGUUCAUCGUUACAGCAGCAUCUGAAAACUGCAGACGCAACAUCAAAGUUCUGUGACUUCAGCGUUCAACAAUACGCAUGCACACCGAUGUUGAACGUCAGUGUGGAUAAUCUGGUGUCUGUUCUGGAGUGUCAGUCGUCUGCUGAUGUUGUGAGUUCACCCGGCAGCUGGAAACUCUUUCUGAUCCGUGUUUCACAUGUGCUGGAUUCUGCUCUCCACACGCUCUCUAACACGUCAAUGUGGUGGAGCGCCCAAUCCGGUUCUGUUAUUCUGGACGUGCUGCGAGAGCUGCGACUGGACAGACUGACGGACGACGGCGUCAUUGCAGAACAGUUUGGCGAGCGUCUCAGACCGUUCCUGCCGCUCGCAUCCAGAACAUUCCUGCAGUGUUUGAGCGUCAAGAACUUCAGCUGUCAGAACUUCCAGAGAGUUGUGUCAGUGUUUGAUGCAGGAUUCCUUCGUAUGAAUGAUGUUCAGCAGCAGAUGACAGUGAAAGAGUUCAUCUUACCCAUCAUCCAGAGACAGACGAGAGAGUCGGCGUGUGUGUCCAGUAACAGCUCUCUGUGGAUCAGCAGUAAUCUGGGACAGUUUUCUUCACUUCUGACUCUGGAUCAGCUCAUCACUCUCAACCCACAACUCAAUCUGUUGGAGACGCUGGUGUAUCUGUCUCCGGUGCAGUUGGUCAGUCUGAUGGUGAAUGAUGUUCCUGGUCUUCCAGAGAAAGCCGUGGUCAUUGAGAAAGUGUUUGAGCACCUCAGUGUGUAUCCACUGAAGAUUCCUGACUUUCUACACAACCUGAUCGUCAUGUCAGAAACGAGCAACAUGUCGUGUGAUUCCUACAGAGUCAUUUUCCAUCGUCUGGAUCAUCUCCUCAUCAGUGUGUCCGUGAGUCUGGAGACGCUCAUUCUGAGGAAGAGAACGGCUCUGCUCAAGAGUGUUCCACUGGGUUGUUUAAUUUACAGCGGAGAGUGUGACAUCACUCCAGUGAAUGAAACGGAAGCGUGCAACAAUGUCAACAGCUCUGCUGUGUCGGUGUAUCUCAGCUCGUCUCCUGACCGCAGUCACCUGUGUGAUUACAGCAUCGCACAAUACUCAUGUGCACAGUUGACAGAUCUGACCUCAGAGGACCUGAAGACGGUGCUUUCAUGUGGUUUCCGUGGUAACGACAGCGUGUCAGAUGAGACGUUGAAACUCUUUGUGCAGAAGGUCAAUCCUGUGCUGGGUCUCGCGCUUGACCAGCUCAAUGUCACGAAGCUGAAUAAGUCCCGCCUCUCAGUGUCGUUCUUGAAAAUGAUUGGUGAGGUGACUCUGAGCACGUUCAGCUCAUCAAGUCUGACAGAUGAUUCGUUCGUCCAGCGCUGGUUUAAUGACAGGCUCCGCCCAUUUUUACCACACUCCUCUGAAGCGUUUCUGUCCUGUCUCACCACCCGAGACUUCAGCUGUGACACCUACAGGACUGUGGUGAAUAGUUUCAGUCAGACUUCUGAGCUCAUGUCUCCUGACACACAAGAAAACGUUUACGUUGACUUCAUCAACAUCUUCCUGUCGCUCAACAACACUGCAGGUUGUGUGACUGGAACUAAGAACAGCUCUGAUUGGCUGAUCAAGAACUUUGGAGAUUUCCGUGUUUUCAGCACAAUCAGCGGCCUGCAGACGCUCAACCCGUCGUUCAGUGUGAUGGACACUUUUAGCCUGAUGACUAUCAGACAGUUAGUGGAAGUUUCCAGCACUCCCGGUCUACUGUCCACCAGCGCUGAUGUCAACCAACUGCUGUCCAACAUCCCAACCAAUCAGCUCACAGAGUUCUACAAACCUCUUUCUUUGUCACUACAGUCUCAGGACAUGCCUCUGUCUCCUGCGGUGCGUGAAGAGUUUCUGCAGCAGGUGUUUGUCAGAGUGAAUCUCACGAGCGCAUCAGAUGUUGAUCUCCAGCUGUGGAUCCAGAACAUUCUGCCUCCGUUCAUCACCAACAUCAGCGUUCAACACGUCACCUCCUACUUCAGUGUCCUACAGGGACGACCCUGCUCACUCAGCCAACAGGGGGUUGAGUUGUUGAACUCGUCCAGCUCCAGCUUCACAGCUGCGACACAAGAUGAGAUCUAUCGUCAGAUCCUCAACUCUCUUCAGGGAUCCGGCUCUCUGCGUUGCUAUGGUAACCAAAGUUAUCUCUCAUUCCUGCAAUCGUCCUUCAUGGGCUUCCAGUUCCCCAAUCUGAGCCUGUUCCUGUCGCUGAUGCCGCCAGCCCGCGUGCCCGAGCUGAUGUCAUCCAUGUCACCGGCAGAGAUCAGCAUCAUUCUCAACCGACCCAAUGCUGUUGAUGAUGUCACUAAAGUGUGCCAGCUUCUCUACGCGUACCCUAAAACUCCUCAGUACUUACAGAGGGAGCCGGUGGGGUCUGAGUUUUUGGGCCGGCAGGUGUUGUCCUGCGUGUGGCCUCAGGUUCUGAGGGUGGAGAACCGUUCGGAGGUGGAUCGGUGGUUUGAUCAGCGACUCGUUCGGUACCUGCCCUUCCUUACCGCACAGCUCGUUGAUCCAGACGUCACGAGGAACGCCUCCUGUCUCUCCUUCAGCAAGUUUGUUUCUGUGAUGAGUUCAUAUAACUUCAGCGCGGUGGGGUUUUCUCCUAGAGAUAUCUACAGCAACAUUCAGAUCUAUCUGAACACCACAUCAACUCCCAAAUGUUACGAUCCAUCUCACCCUGAACUCAACUCCACCGCGUGGUUUGCCAACUAUAUCUACACGUUCAUGAGCUUCAUCACUCUGGAUGAUCUGACGCUUCUCUACGGUUCCUCACAGCUUCAGCCCUUCACUGUGAACCUGGACAACCUGAAACUCUUUGAUCUGCUAAGUGUUCCUGAUAACGUCACCGAGUUCUACAUCACGCUGCUCUUCAAGCAGGACCCGUCCUUCAGCGCCUUCUAUCUUCCUAUGAAGUUCCGUUGUUUGGCACCGCCGACCUCCUUCAGUAAUUUGAGUAUGGAGCAGUUAAAGAUCGUCUCUCCCAGAGUCAAUCAAAACUGCUCCAACAUCCCACCCGACGUGUCGGCAGCUCUGUCCAGUAACCCUCAGGUGUUGUCGGUGGAAAGCAUCACAGUUUUGGGUCAGUCGUGUAUUGGUUUGAGUACGACUCAGCUCAGCGGCGCUGGUGGGCGUGUCCUGAGGGACUCUCUGUCUGUGCUCAGCUCUGUGAUUGGCUGGAAUCAGGACCAGGCCAUGACCAUCAUCCAAAGCCUGCUGUCGUCUGGACUUUACAUGAUGAACAGCACCAGCAGUCUUCAGGCUGUGGGUUCGCUCAUCCUCGGCGUUUCAUCAUCUAUGAUCGUGUCAAUCUCAGGAAAUGAGCUCCUCGCGUCCCUUCAAUCAGCUUCCUUUGUGACUCACGUCAGCUCUGCACCGGUCAUCGUUCAACAGACUAUGGUCAAUCAGAUUAUCGCCAUCAGCUCAUCUUCUGAUUUCAUAGUCAACAACGUUCCUGCAGUCAUGGCAACAGAGAUCCCGCGCAUCUAUCUGGUCAAUCUGUCGCCUGCUGCGGUGGAAUCAAUCAAUUUGAAGACAUGGAAACACGAGCAGGCCAUUAUGCUGUUUGAAAUAGUUGCAGCAAGGAUCAGUGAUGCAGACAACAUCUCUUUUCAAGUGCUUCAGGGUUUCACGUGUACUCGAGUUCAAAAUUUUAGCACGCUUCAGAUCAAUAAUCUGAUUCGUGGGUGCCGUCAGCGUGAUAAUACCACCAUCAUCCUGCAGGAGUCACAGUUGACGUGUAUGUAUUACUACAUCAAGAGCAGCAAUCCUCACUCGUUUACCCAGUAUCCAGCCGAUGUUCUGCUCUAUUACAACUACUCUCUGGUUCAGUCUUCUCAAUGUCGCUCGUAUUUCUCUGCGCUGGGCAAUGCCAAGUUCUCUGUGUUAUCCAGCAUGCUCUCUUUCAAACAACAAACACUCUUCAACAACGCCAGAGAUUGUCUGGGUAUAUCAGGACUUCAUAUCAGUCGUGAGCAGCUGGAUGUUAUGGGAAGUAUGUGUUGUAUUCUGAGCGCUGACUACAUUCAGAACUCUGACCCGCACGUGCUGGAAAAACUCAAAAAGUGUCCAGAUCUAUCACAACAACAGAUCUCUGCUGUAGAGACUCUACUGCUGUCUGGAAACACAUCAUACGGAUCUUCAGAGAGCUGGAACAUAAAGACUUUGGAGAAUCUGGGGAGUCUGCCCCUGUAUUUCAGCUCUAACGUAUGGAACAAAAUCCCCAAGGAAGACAAGCAGAGGUUUCUGAAGGCUUUCAUCCGUGGCCUGAGGAAGAAAAACAUAGUGUUCGAGAUUAAGUUUUUGAAGAUGACAAAGGAGUCAAGCAAAAGCUCAAAAGUUAAAAGAGCCACCGAAUGUACAGUAGGACGGAUUACACAGAUCGUGGUUUACAGCGAAUUGUUUCCGUUUGAUUAUGAUGCGGCUCAGUUUGACCUCUGUUUGAGUGUUGAAACGCUGAAGGAGAAUCUGGAAGCCAUCACAGAUAAAGUUUACGAUCCUGAGCUUCAGAGGAUUAUCCUCAACAAACUCAACCAGGCCUAUCCUGACGGACUCUCUGAUGAGCGGCUGCAGGUCUUAGGCUCCUCCUCCCGCGCGGCCACGCCCAGUGAUGUCACCAGAUGGAAUGUGACAAAGAUUGACACGCUGUCAUCUCUGAUGGCCUCAGGCAAUGGAGAGUGGGACCCUGAGAUGGUUCGGCUGAUUGUCAGUAAGUAUCUGAGUGUGAGUGGAAACAGACUGGGCAGCAGUGAACUCAACUCACUGGGAUCAAACAUUUGUGCUCUCAACACAAGUGUGCUGAACAACAUCACAGCAGCCAGCAUCGAGAAGGCGACUGCUCUCCCGCUGACCAACUGCACUUCAGAGCAGAAGAGAAUUGUGUUCGGCAUCGCUCAGAGCGCGUUCAGCAAGACAAACACACGAGGACCAGACUCCGUCAGUCCCUCAACAUACCAACUGAUGCAGUCUUACCUCGGGGGUGCUGAUAAUACGUUUGUGCGUAAACUUGUGAAUUCAAACAUCAACAUGGAUCUGAUCACCUUCGUGAGUCUGGAGCAGAGCGUCAUCAAUGUGCUGAAUGUGAUGGAUGUCAAGAGUUUGUUGGGGGUGAAUGUAGGAGACCUGAAGACGUAUGAAAGCGCUUCACAGAUUCAGGAGUGGAUCAAACUGCAGCUGCAGACGGAUCUGGACACGCUCAAAAUCGAUCUCACAGGUGGCAGGAUCGCCACAGUAACCAUCAGCACAACUAAAGCCCCAUCAGGACCGAUCAGCACCGUCACAGCAGCUGGAGGAAACACCAUAGCUGCCUCCACAACUAAAGGUGCUGUUUCCAGAGUUUAUGCACCUGUCUGUCUGCAGCUCAUCCUAUUGGCUGUUACAGUGCAGCUCCUGCAUUGAUGACAUCACUAUACCUGUGUGUGUGUGUCUCCCUCUUGUGUGUAUUUAAUGAUAAUCAUUAGAAAAAUGUCAUUGGAUAAUGUGUAACUGAGAGAAUCAUCUAUUGAUCUGUAAGGUUCUUUAGAACGCCUUCAUUCAGUCUUUUAAUAAGAGAACAUUUUCUUUCUCUCCUGAUGAAACCUGGGAUGUCCGUGAUUAAAUGAAGAAAUACUGUGUUGUCAAGCACUUUAAAUGGUACUUUUGACUGGUUAGAUAUUUAUCAAACCCAGUCUCAAACAUAAACUCAUGAUGUAUGUGGAGAUUCAAGGUUUCAGAAGGACAGCAGCCAUUUUUGAACUGUAAGAUUCCAUAAUCCAAAGAAAAUGUUCUGAAUUUUUUAACUAAGUUGAUUCAAAUAUUCAUUUCAUGAGUGUUUUUGUGCAUUAAUGUUCAGAGAUAUGAAAGCAUUGAUUCCGGUUCAUCUCAUCAGAUCAGCCGUUUUAACUCUGAACACAUUUAUUCCCAAAGUGAUAUGUCAUUAGUAAUUUUAUUCAUUUAUCUCUAGAGACACUAAAACAGUUAUUCAAUGCCGCACAGACAGUUUUGUCUGAUCAUGUUUCAUAAGAGUCUGUAUCAUCGCUGUCUGUUCAGUGUACUGUCAAUAAAUCUGUGCUCACACUA